Molecule: messenger RNA, 2276 nt
Organism: Chara braunii
Lineage: Eukaryota; Viridiplantae; Streptophyta; Charophyceae; Charales; Characeae
Source: the annotation of a GenBank genome assembly
UCGGAUCUCCUUCAUUGAGGUGAGAGGCGAUCUUUGUCAGGCGCAACAGUGAUGCGAUUUUUGUCAGGCGCAACGGUGAUGCGAUUUUUGUCAGGCGCAACGGUGAUGAUGAUCAGGGAAGGAAGGAGAAAGAAAUAAGGUGGAUGAGGAGGAAGGAAGAAGGAGGAAGGAAGGGGAGAACGUUGUCUGGUCGUGCAAGCACGACGAGGAAGGAAGGAAUGUGGAAGUGGAGGCGUAGUGGAGAAAGAGAAAGGAGGGAAGGGACGAUCACAGAUCUGCUCUUUCUGAGCCAGGCCCGGAUGCGUCACGGAUUCCAAGGUUGGCGAAGAGAAAAACGGUAGGAGAAGGAACAGGAGGAAAAGCAGCAACAGGAGCAGCAGGGUAGAGGAGAAGUUCGAUAGCGAGGAGGGCCGGGAAAAUACCGGCGAGGAGAAGCACUGAGGUGGAAAAGGGCGUGUGAGAUAUCGUCUGAGCAGUCCACGACUUCGCCGGCGAAGAUGGGGUGUAGUAACAGCAAGCCUGGCAGAGGUAAUCCCAUCCAACUGGAAGAACUACUUUGACAGUCUGGUCAUGGAUGUUGAGUCCGGAUCGAACUAUUGAACUUUCGCAAAGCAAAUCGCUCUCUGUCCUUCUAAUAAACUGAGUGAGAGAGGUAAUUUCUUUACGCUGCGGUAAUUUCUCUACGCUGCCGUAACCAUCUAUGCUAAUAAGGUUUACCGCUCGAUGGUCUCAGUGUUGUACUAGACUCGUGAUGAUGGUGCUCCUCCAGCGGGAGGGAACUACGGGCCGAUUGCAUACGAACGUCGAGCUAGUGGGCUGGUAUACGGAGGAGAGGAGUGAGGAGAAGGAGAACAAGGACAAGGAGGAGAAGAAGAAGGAGAAUAAGAAGGAGAAGACGAUGGAGAAGAAGAAGAAGGGGAAGACAAAGAAGGGAGGGGAGAACAGAAGAGUUUGGGGUCAGACCAAAAAGCGACCAGUUGAGACGAUUGUUAUUUCUUUCCGUGUCAGUCAGAUCGAUGCUGGCGGACUGGCGGUCGUGCUUCUGAAGCGACGCAACUGCAGAAUCAUUAGCAGGAGGAUGGGCUUUCGGUACCUCGAUGGCGAGCUGGAGCUAUGGCGCUGCAGGUUGGUCAUGCCUCCUCGGCGGGAUCGUGCACGACAGGAGCAGGAGCAUGGACGAUGGGUGCUCCUACUUGUAGCUGCGGCGAUCAUAGCCAUACAAGGCACGCAGGAAAUGGAGACACUUGCGCGGCAGAUGGCAUUGCUCCUCCAACACUUCAUGCAGAUGUCUUUUGAGAGUGAUUUGCUGCAACUGGCCGUGUUGGAUUCAUCCUUCAUGAUAAUGGCGACGGCUAUGGCUGUUAUGGAGGGACCCUCUCCACCUCGAUGGUGGGUUCGGCCGAGGGCAGAUGGGGCGUGGCGUAAUAUGACACGAGGCGAUGACGCUGCUGAAGACUAUUACUUCGACAACAUCAGGAUGGGAGAGGCGGUGUUCCGUGGCCUCGUUGUGAACCUGGAACCAUACCUGCAGCGCCAACACACAUGGUACAGGAUGCCCACGCCACCGGACAAACUGGUCGAGUACGCCCUGUACAGGUGGGCAACUGGCGCAAGCUACAAACAUUCCUCUGCUUCUUUCGGGAUUGGGCGGGAGACCGGGAGGACAGCGGUUCGCGACGUCACCUUGACUAUCCUACGAGCGUAUCCGGAUGAGAUUGCAUUCCCGAGUGGUCAGCAUUUACAAGAGGCUUUCGCGGCGUUCGGGACGAAGGGGUUCCCUCGUUGCUAUGGUGCAAUCGACUGCAUUCACAUUUUCAUCGACAAGCCCACAGGGGAGAUGGCAAGACCGUACGUUGACCGACAUCGACGGUUCUUUGUGGUGGCGCAGGUCGUCGUCGGCAUGGACCUGAAGAUCUACGACGUGUACGUAGGGUGGCCGGGCAGUGUGCAUGACGUGCGCGUGCUGAUGAACUCGGCUCUACGUGAGAGGGCUGAAGACGGAUCACUGUUUCGUGCUGAUCCGCUUGCCCUCCCUGGCGGGAUUGAGUCCAGAGGUUACUUACUGGGGGAUGGCGGGUAUCCUAGCCUGCCAUGGUUGGUGGUGCCUUUUGGAGGGCGUCAAGAGGAUGGCUCUGACACGGAGGUGUACGACAGUGCGCAGAAAAGAUGUCGUGGUUGUGUGGAAAGAGCAUUCGGCAGGCUCUAAGGCAUGUGGCGCAUGUUUCUGCGCACCCAUAAACCUCACAUCACUUCGUUGUCCCUGCAGUUCCGUGUCG